Messenger RNA from Penicillium subrubescens, 264 nucleotides. RefSeq lists its product as uncharacterized. The record is from RefSeq and is a predicted model, not a curated record. The coding region runs from base 1 to 264 and encodes 87 amino acids. Lineage: Eukaryota; Fungi; Ascomycota; Eurotiomycetes; Eurotiales; Aspergillaceae. The transcript has a single exon.
AUGUUGGCUUUCGUCCCCCUCAGUGUGCCCAACUGGAGGUGGCUGUGUGAGGAUGCCCACAGCGCCGCACAGUCAGCACCCCAAUUUGGGUUCGACAUUCUUAAUCUAUUUCUUGAUGGGAUCCAGCCUAAAACUCCUCGUUCACGUAGCGUCGUCAAGCUCAUCAACAAAAUAAGUCAACUUCGGGAGCGUUCCAUCAACAUGGAGGACGAAAAAUUGGAACUUCCAAAGUAUGCUAUCGAUGACCCUAUCUGCCUGAUUUGA